Camellia sinensis is the source of this 396-nucleotide messenger RNA. The record is from RefSeq and is a predicted model, not a curated record. NCBI's taxonomy places the organism in Eukaryota, Viridiplantae, Streptophyta, Magnoliopsida, Ericales, Theaceae.
AUGGAUCCAGAAUACCUUGGCAAUGCAAAAUUUACUAUAAAAUCCGAUGUGUACUCAUUCGGUGUCAUCUUACUCGAACUAUUAUGUGGUAGGAAGCCAAUGAUCUAUUCAAGGGACGAGGAUCAAGUGAAUUUAGUUCGUUGGUUCAAAACUAAUAUCGAAAUGGGCACCAUAGAUCAAAUCAUUGAUCCGUAUCUUACUGACAAAAUAGCACCAGAAUGCAUGAAAGAAUAUGUCAAGAAUGCAGAAAAUUGCAUGUGUGAUGAGGGGAUUGAGCAUCCAUCGAUGGAUGAUGUGUUGGGUAACCUCCGGUAUGCACUGCAACUGCAGGAGACUUGGCAGAAUAGUAAUGAACAGUUCGGUACAGUUAAGUCCCCUGAGGCCGUUGCUCGUUAG